AUGGACGUGUACAAUGCCUUUCUUCAGGGCGACUUAGUAGUGAAAGUUUAUAUGCAGAUUUAUGGUUUCACCGAGGUUCUAUCCAAAAGUCAUUUUGAUUACUCUCUCUUUACUCUAACUACUGAACCUGACAUUACCAUCAUCCUUGUCUAUGUUGAUGACCUUUUGAUCACUGGUUCUAAUACUGAUAUUAUUCAGUCUACGCGGGUCAAGAUGAAACAACAAUUUAAGAUGAAAGAUCUUGGACAUUUGCGAUUCUUUCUUGGUCUUGAAUUUUCCAGAAAUGCUUUUGGAAUUUUGUUGAAUCAACAGAAAUAUUCCAUUGAAUUGAUUGCUGAUUCAAGGCAAGGGGGAGCUAAACCUGCAUCUACACCCCUUGAUUUCAACCAAAAACAUACUUCCUAUGAGUUUGAUGUGUCUACAGGAUGCACAACUGAUGACAAAAUGCUGGAAGACCCAGGUGGCUAUCAAAGAUUGGUAGGCAGACUAUUAUAUCUCACCAUGACUAGACCUGACAUUUCAUUCGUUGUCCAGGCUCUAAGUCAAUUCAUGCACAAACCUAAGGAAUCACAUAUGCAUGCUGCGAUCAGAGUCAUAAGAUAUAUCAAGAAUGCUCCAGGUCUUAGCCUGCAUAUGUCCUCAACAACAUCUUCUCAUCUAUUUGCAUAUUGCGACUCUGACUGGGCCACAUGUCCAAAAAUCAGAAAAUCUGUUACAGGUUAUAUGGUUGGAUUUGGAACUUCUUUGAUUUCAUGGAAAUUAAAGAAGCAAGAGACAAUUUCCAGAAGUUCUGUAGAGGCAGAGUUCAGAAGCAUGGCAUCGACAGUGGCAGAGUUGUCUUGGCUAACAUGA
Molecule: messenger RNA, 852 nt
Organism: Solanum lycopersicum (tomato)
Lineage: Eukaryota; Viridiplantae; Streptophyta; Magnoliopsida; Solanales; Solanaceae
Source: RefSeq, a predicted model, not a curated record